Messenger RNA from Maniola jurtina (meadow brown), 6232 nucleotides. RefSeq names its product protein wings apart-like (gene wapl). The record is from RefSeq and is a predicted model, not a curated record. Lineage: Eukaryota; Metazoa; Arthropoda; Insecta; Lepidoptera; Nymphalidae. The coding region runs from base 464 to 4465 and encodes 1333 amino acids. The transcript is spliced from 14 exons. Gene Ontology annotation, biological process: regulation of chromosome condensation.
UUUCACUUGUUUUGCUUUGCCAAUAUGGCGCUGCUGGUGUUAUGAGAUGACAACAUCGCAGUUUGUGACUUUGUCCUAUUUGUCAUUAUUAAUGUUUGAGUCAACAUUAAUUAACUACCUCAAAAGUUCAAAGAAAAUCUUUAAUCGUAAUGUAAGUUGUUACAAAGUACGACGUGAAUCAUCGAAGGAUUGAUAUCUUACAAAUACAUUCGAAUGCGUCCGUGAAGAAAGUACAUAGCUCCUGUAAAAAUGGCGGGUGUGUUAUCUUUAUGGGUUGUGUUUUCAUUGCUAUUGGAGAAAGUCUAAUGAGUGUGAACGAAGUGUUGAUACGUUUUUGAGUUGAAACUAACGUGGUAUACGUGUUUAAAGAGGCGCCAUGUGUAACUUGCAUCUUUGACAUUUGAAGAAUUGAUUGAUUCGGCAAGACAGCGCAGGUGUCAUCAAAUUUGAUGAAAUUAUCAGCAUGUCGCGCUGGGGCAGAGGCCGAAGCGGCAGCGUGGCUGUGCCGCUGGACAGUGCGCUCUUCAGAGAGAACAGUAAUUGUCCCUCGGCUGCUCGCUCGGCGGGAACGGUGGGCAAGUGGGGAAUUACCAGCUUCACAUCCAUUAGGAGCGCUCCUUACGCAUUUCAAAACAAUGUACAUAAAAAGCCUGUUCAGGACCAGAACAGUCCACUAACAGUACCUGCCGUUGAAACUGAGCAACCACCACCAAAGCCCAAAAAGUUUUUUAAAUCUCGCAAUGCAGAAUUAUACCCACCAGUGCCACAAAUUACAUAUGCUCCACCUGUACCUGCUGCGCCACUAUCACCAGAACACUCUGGCUCUGCUAAGGAAAAGAAAACAACUAAGAGAAGUAGAUAUAACCGAGACUCCUCAUCACCAGAAUUACCAAGACGUAACUCUGAAAAGAGUAAAAACAAAAGGAGUUUUGCCACUAAAGCAUCAAAGAAAGAGGAACCUACACCUGAAAAUUCACAACCGCCAAAUAAGAGGUACUUGGUUCGUAAUCGAGACAAAGUAAUAAAUUAUGCUGAGGAUGGAAGUAAUAGUCCAAUUCCUGACUUUAUACGAUAUGAAUCAACACCUCCAAAGCCUCCUUCACCUAAGGCUAGUCCUUUGGUUACGAGCCCUUCUAAAAGCCCAGCUAAGAAUGUGGAGGUGAUGAGUCCAUCUACUAGUAAAGAAACCAAUGAGGAGCGUAAACCGCCACCCAUAGUACUUAGAAUUUCUAAAGGAACGUCUAGAAUAGUAAGUACAGAUUCGAAUGAAGGAUUUACAUCACCAAGUUCAGAUAGGCAUUCAUCAAUGGAUACACAUUCUGAUGUGGGUUCUGAUCACAAAAAAAGUCCUACAGUAGAAACCAUCUGUUCUCCUAAACAUGAGGGGCUCAAAAUCACUAUUAAGUGUGCAGGACUAAGCCAGGAAAUUAAAAAAGAGAAGAAAAAGGAAAAGAAAGAACAUAAAUCACAUAAAAAGCAUCACAAACAUACUGAAGAUGAAUCUGUUAAAAAGGUUACUUCUCCAGUGCCAGGUUCUGAUGCUUAUGAUCUUUAUAAAACUCUAGCGUCUCCUAUACAGGAGAAAGAAAAAGAGUCUAAGAAAAAUAAGCAAAUGGAUCACACUGAGGCUCAAUUAGCCAAACUGGAUUCAGAUAAACUGCCUAAGGAACCUCAACCUGAACCUAAACCACCUGAAAUGUCAGGCGGUAGAUCAAGAAGGAAUAGGCCAAAUAUAAAUUAUAGCGAAAAUGAUGAUGAUCUAGAAAGUUUAGCUCGAAUAUCAAGUAAACAGUUAAUAAAGACUGUGAAUGAUUUGAAGAAAGAAAAUAAAAAAGGAAAAAGAAGACAUGAAACGGUAACAGAUAAUCCAACGGCAACAGCAGCUACUGUAACAACAUCUGAAAUCCAACAAGAUAUUGAAAAUGAGUCAGAAUCUCAAUUAGAAAAGGAUGAACUAAUUGACAUAUUAUCUGGGAAUAGUAAUAAGGAAAAGGUUACACAUAAAAAGCCACACAAGAAGCAAAAGCAUAAAGAAAAACAUGGCAGACAUUCAAGUCCCAGUUCCCGAGAGACAUUAGCAAGUCUGAAAGAACAAAUGGCUGCAAAUGCAUUGGCAGAGCAAAAUGAUGAAGGAGUUGAGCAUACUGAUGAAAACGAAGAAGUAGAACAAAAUGAUGCUCAUGUAGACACUCCACAAGAACAGCAGAUGGAUAAUAAUGCAUCACCACAUGAAACAAACGAGGCUCAAAUUCAAACUCAGUCAUCAGAUUCAGCAUACAACAGCUGCCCACAUGAGCUUUCAGAGGAAGAAUCACAGAAAUGCCACCAGGAUGAUGUGUUUAAGUCUCCUCAGCGAAUAGAUUCUGAAGAUCAUAUGGAAGAUAAACCUAGUGUUAAGUUAGUUAUAACCAAGAAGAAAGGUUCAAUAUUCAAGAGUAAAUCAUUGGUAAAUGAUAAUCCUUCUCCGUUGCCAGCGAGGAAAAGAAGGCACCUUUACAGACAUGAAUGGGCAAAUGAUAAAGGAAAUGAAACUCCUAGACCAGAGCCCGCUGGGACUCCAGAAGUUAGUAAUCCAGUAGCAGAAGUACCAGAAGAACUAACAAGAGUCACAAGAUAUAGAGCAGCCAAUCCCAUAAUGGACGAUCCAACGUUGGAUGAACCUGUUAAACCUUAUAUAAGUGUGAAGUGUGCUAAGGAGGCUAAAGAGUACUACACUGUUGUGCGGAAUGUUAAAAAGGCACAUCAGAUACAAGAGAUUGGAGAAUUUCAGGAAUUCAACGAUGAUGUUGAAUAUCUUUUAGAUGCAUUGCAGGACAAUAACCCAAUGUCGACGCGAUGCCUGUCUGCUAUAACGCUGGCCAGCAAGUGCACAGCGCCCGCGUUCCGUAUGCACUUGCGUGCGCACGGCACUGUACAGAAAUUCUUUAGCGCCUUACACGAUGCCACCAAUGAUCAGAGUUUGGGUUUGUGCACAGCAACAGUGAUGUUUGUGCUCUCUCAAGAUCGUCUAAAUAUGGACUUGGAUCGAGAAUCGCUAGAGCUAAUGCUGAAUCUACUUGAGUCUGAUGCGUCGCACAAGAAUGCACUUGACGAUUGCGGGUUGACUUCGGCUCAACUUGCAAAGACGCAGGAGAGGGUCCGGGAGUUGUGUGCUGAGAUUAAAAGCCAAGGGAAAGCCAACCAUCUGGAUUUGGAGAAUAUUACAGUGGGGCAUUUAGCAAUGGAAACGCUACUAUCGUUGACGUCGAAACGUGCAGGCGAAUGGUUUAAGGAGGAGCUUCGGAACCUUGGUGGAGUGGACCACAUAGUCCGUACGAUACAAGAUUGUGCGGGCAGGUUGGAGUUACCCGCCAGCUCGUGGAGCAGUGCCGAGGUCGAUGUAUUGAGGAAGGCGGACCGGUGUAUGCGUGUUUUGGAAAACGUGACGCAACAGAACGAAGCGAAUCAGCAACACCUGGUGACGGGAUCGCUAGGGGCGGCGCGCACUCUGGUGGCCUUGCUACGGCGCUGCGUGGGCGAGGCCAAGACCGAGUUGCAACUGCGGACGGCGCUGUUGGACGCCGCCUUGCCUGCCGUCAAAGUGCUAGUCAACUUGUCGCACUCGUUCGGCAUCGCGUCGUCAGCGGUCGGCGCGGAGGUGGUGGGAGAACAACCUUCAGUAAUGGAGAUCUGUUUGAUAAUGCUAAAUAACCAAGGGAACUUCAUACCUGAUGAUAAGAACUUCGACUUCUGUGUUUGUGUAUUAAUGCUGUUGAUAAACUUAAUACAAAACAAUGAUAUAAACACGCAAAGGCUCCUGAGCGUGCGGAUACGUGUGGACAGUGAUCAUGACGUCAUAUCGCGGAGCGUGUCUGCGCUCGACUUCAUUGUCGAUCUGUUCUACAAGCGCGAAGAAUUGGCUAGGAGAGCAGAAGAAAACACAGAUGCCUUAUUAGACGGUGAGAAGGACGAGGGAGCGAAGAAAGACAAGAAAAAGCAGCAGGAUGACAUUGAUGAAACAGUAGCCAAGUUGCUGGCGCGUGCGGGCACGCACAUGGAGCACACGAUGGUGGGCGCGUACAUCGCGCUGCUGCUGGGCAACAUGGCCGUGGUGUCGCCCGCCCACGCCGCCGCCGUGCGCGUGCGCGUGCCCACCUACGCGCCCAUGCUGCCCACGCUCAAGAAGUACUUCACCUUCCUCUCGCUCACCGCCAGCGCCGAAGCAGCAAUAGCAGCGCACGUGAAAUCAACGCAGCGGAUAAUACAGUUCAUGGAAACUAGUGACAAGGAAAACUUGCAGCCCGACGAGCCCGCUCCGGCCGCGCCGUACACCGCCGCCUACCCCAGCUACUACCAGACCUCGCCCUCCGACGUGCCGCAGGACAUGUCCCUCAGCAACCUCAACUAUUCCAUGAACUACAGCAUGAACAGCACGUCCAGCUCCGACAGGAUGUCCUCCUCCAUGGAGAUUGAUGGUUACCACUGAAAUUGACAUACCUUUUUAGUUUGUUAAAUCUUUCAUGCCCAUUUUAUUGUACUACUUCGAUUCGAGGAAGAUUUCUUGAUAGUGACGUACACAAAAACUCAAAACUGAACGCAUCAUUUGCGCGUACUUUUAAACUCUUAUUAGUUUUAUCAAAUCUCGCUCCAGACAUGCCGCAAGAUGUGUACAUUCUCGGUAGCUUCAACUAUUCCAUGAACUACAGCAUGAACAGUACGUCCAGCUCCCAUAGAAUGUCCUCCUCCAGGAUGGGUACCACUGAAAUUGACACACCUUAUUAGUUUUUUAUAAACGUUAUACCCAUCUUAUUGUACUUUUGAUUUGAAUUUCGGAAUUAUAUUUCGUGUUUCUUGAUGGCGGAAAGGACAAAAUAUUGUCAAAAAUAAACGCACCGUUUGCGCGACGAUGGAGGAACUAUACCACAUGCUCGGAGUGAAGUUAAUAUAGCGCUCUCUCUGUUACGUAACUCCAUACAAAUGAUAGAGGCAAUCUGUGGACGCUUACCAUUUUGAGUCACCAACCAAUCAACGACAAUAGGUCUCUUCUAACUUACACGUCACGGUUUUGCGCCGGCUGAAUCUGUAACGACUUGCGACUCGUAUAGCCCAUGUAGAGAAAUAUGUAGGAUCAACAGCAAUACGUACGCAUUUUUCCUCCUUAUCUUACAAUGUAUUGAUUUUAUAAUAUUUAUCACAAAUGGUGAGAAUUUUGUAUCGUGCGAAAUGAUCCGUUGUGACGGUUUAGUCGUUUCUAUACUUUGAUUAGCUUUAAUUUAAACCACUACUCUGUUCUCGUUAAUAUUUCAUUAAAAGACUAGCCUUUUUUGUGACUUCGUGUGAUAUAAUUUGUAGCCUAUUCUCUAUAGCACUCGGGGAUAAUGUAGCAUUUACGAGUAAACGAAUUUUUAUAAUCGGAUCAUAACGUCCGCCUACAAGCAAAGUCAUCACUGAAAUAAAAUUACGCAUGAAGUUGGAAUAUUUUCGCGCGAUAGAAUUCUCUCACUGGUCGCUCUAAGAUAAUUAUCAAUUUAUUAUAAUUUCUAUAUAAUAAUAAUUAUUUUAUUAAAAUUAUUAAAAUAUCGUCAUAAUAUUGUUUUGUCAUGUAAAUAAAGAUUCCGUGCGGAUUGAGUCAACUAGUAAUAGAGGUAUGCCAUUUGUAAAAUAAAUCCAUGAAUAUUCCCGUAGCAGAUCGCGUCUGCACUCGGUUAGUACCGCCUUUCUGUAACAAUACUUCCUUCUUCAAAACUAAAUGAAAUUGUAAAUAUAGUUCGCAAAUGUUAAGGUAGUUAGGUGCAUUAAUCAUGGAUAUGGGUUAUGAAAUCUUAAUUAAAUUGAGAUAUUCCGAGUUUAAGCCACUGACCUGGCAAUAUAAAAGUGCAAAAAUAGUCGAUUAAGUGUAUAAUAGAUAUGUAUUCUUUUAUGUGAAUAUUGUGUCUGCACUUUUUGUAUUAUAGACUUUUGAAGAGGGUUACAAAUUUAUCGAGUAUCGUUCUGAAGAGGCACAAUUCCUUUAUUGUAAAUAAAUUAUAUUAUUAGAUAGUUUUAAUAGAUUGGUCUCUGUUGACUAAAAUAUGAUGGCGAGGUUAUUUGUAUGCGAUUUUGAGAUUUUAAAGAUCGUUGCUUGUUCGAAGGGACUCGAUCAAACCGUUCGUGCAAAAUGUACAAACACUAACUAUGUUAGUUCGCAACUAUUGAGAGAUGAUUUAUGCUUACAUUACAUUAAUAAUAAAUAGGACAAUUAUCAUGUUGGACU